Molecule: messenger RNA, 534 nt
Organism: Eimeria necatrix
Lineage: Eukaryota; Apicomplexa; Conoidasida; Eucoccidiorida; Eimeriidae
Product: PHD-finger domain-containing protein, putative
Exons: 3
Coding region: 1-534 (177 amino acids)
Biological process (GO): regulation of transcription by RNA polymerase II
Source: RefSeq, a predicted model, not a curated record
AUGGAGAGUCUGGGGCCCCUUCCUGCAGUGUCUGUGUCUGGGGUGGUUUCGAAGUUAAUAAAAAACAAAAUAAAAGCAUUUAAAGAAGCAAAAAGGGCAAAGAGAGCAGCGGGAGGCUCGCAGCAGCAGCAGCAGCUGCUGCAGCAGCAGCUGCAGCAGCAGCGGAAACUCUGGGUGCAGCUCUAUGAAGACCUUCAAGACGACGGCAUCAGAUGUGAUGUCUGCGCCAACUCAGACACAGCUGCAGACGACGCGAUAGUGUUGUGCGACGGCUGCGACGUGGCCGUGCACCAGAGCUGCUACAGCAUCAAACAAGUCCCCGAAGGGGAGUGGUUUUGUGAGUUUUGCAAAACUCAAAAAGCUGCCAAAGUUCACUGCAAACAACUCCAACUGCUGCUCCAAAAAACCCACAAAAGCCCCCAGCAAAAGCAAGGGAAGCUGCUGCAGUGCUGCAGCAAGCGGAAAGCAACAACAUUGAUGUCCCUUGUCUUCCGCGCGCCUGCGUGCUUUGCCCCCGCCGCAGCGGGGCUUUAA